AAAUCAUACAUUUUAUUAAUUAAAUUUAACACGAGUUGGGUCAAACGGUCCAUUAAACGGCGAUCCAUCUGCAUGCCAAGCCUUCUUCAAGGUUUCAUGCAUUGCCAGUUCAUCUGAAGUAGGCAAACCUAACUUUUUUCGCUCCUGGUUCCAUUGUAAUUCCUCAAUUUUAGCUUGUGCUUCUUCAGGUAACUCCUCAUAUGGUCUUGAACAGUCUAUUUUUGAAAUAUCUAUUACUGGUUCGGAUUGUACCAGACAGUUCCACCACAUUUCUUGGCAUUUGUCUAAAUGAAUGAGCAGUUUUUGACCAUCUAGGGACCAUACUGCAUCAUUAGCUUUGCAUUUCUUACAUAGAUCACCCUUGAGCAAAACUUCACCGCUUUCUAAAGUUACAUGUACAUUACUUGGUAAUAUUUUUACAUCUAUAUGUUUAGUGGUACAGUUUUUGGGUAUUUUAACUAUAAUAUCGAUAUCCGUUACAGUCUGUGACCAACAGUAAUUCUCGAAAACACUACCGUUGUAACAUUCCGAUUUCGAAAAACUGAAUUCUUCCCGUUCAUCCUUAAUUUCUGAAAUCACUUCACUAAUUUCCGUAAUAGCUUUUUUCGUAAUAUUUAUCUGAUUCUUCCUAAUUAUUUCAGAACCAACAGGUUUGAACUUAUAGAAAGUAUGCCGCACUAACUUCUCAACUAAUCCCUCUGGCAAUCCGACCGGAGAAUUUGGUUCUUUUGCAACAUGAUAAAAAUCUGUCCUGAAAUUCAAUAAAUUUGUUACUCCAUAAAGACGAAUUAAAUUAUUUUACCUUCUUUGAAGAAAACCGAAUACCUCUUCUAAAAAGUUUGGCAGUGUUUUGCAUUCUUUGAGCAUUUCGAAUAACAUAUCGUCGUGUUUAUUAUCUGACAUUUUUUUAAAUUUUUGUUAUACAAAUUGGUUAUUUACAAAUAUUGUCAAAUCUCAAAAUUUAUGUCACUGUCAAUUUCUUCUUUACUUUUUUAGGGCCUCUUACUGUGUAAUCGAGUAUUUAGAUCUUGUAUUUUAUAAGUCAGCCAAUUUUUUGGAUGGCCUUUAACGUAAACUUCGGUCAUAUUCACGAUAUACCCUACCCGCCGAAUUAAUUUAUAAAAAAUCGACAGGAUUGUAGGAAAUUGAAUUAUAUUAUCAUACAUUUGAUAAUCUAAUAAUAAAAGAAAUAUUGCAUAUUAUCCAGUGAAUUAAAAAUGUUAAAUGUUUAAUUAGUUCGUGUUUAGUGUUUAGCUAGGUGGUUUUUUAGUACCUAUUGUCAACUGAGAUAAACGUUGCGUGAGCGUGAGAUGCGUUUCAUUUAAUUUUAUUAACCAAUUCUUCGAAUUUACUGAUUUAGAAAAAUUAGUGUUUAAAAUAAAGGAUAAUAAUUGUUCAUAAAGCAUGGUACUGGUUGAUAAAUUAAUAUUUUUUGUUUUAAUUUCCUUCGUUUACUCUAAUACAUCACCUGAGGAAGAACAAGGGGUUAAAUACGCCAAUAAAUGUGAAGUGUGUAAAAUUCUGGCAAUCGAAUUAGAAUCCAGAUUAGACGAAACUGGUAAAUCUUCGGACAUUAUAGAAACGGGAUAUUCCGUAGACGAUGUUAAACCCAAAAAGAAAAAGGAAUAUAAAAAAUCCGAGUUAAGAUUAAUAGAAUCUUUGGAUGGUGUGUGUAAUAGAAUUUUAGAGUAUAAUAUUCAUAAAGAGAGAGACGAUAGCACUAGAUUUGCCAAAGGAAUGAGCCAGACAUUCCAAACCUUACACGGUUUGGUAGAUAAGGGUGUAAAAGUUGAGUUAGGUAUACCAUAUGAACUUUGGGACUCGCCAAGUGCUGAAAUUACCAAAUUAAAAACCCAAUGUGAAACAUUACUAGAGGAAAAUGAAAGUGAUAUCGAAAACUGGUAUUUUAACCAUCAAGGUAAAGAAUCUCUUAAGAAAUACCUUUGUCAAGACAGAGCUUUAAAAAAUGAUGAUAAAGCUUGUCUAGCCGAACAGAAAAAAGGUGAUACAGGAAAAACCAAGAAACCGAAGAAAAAAAAUGAACUGUAAUUUUUAUAUGAUUUUUAAUAAAUAAUAUAUGAAAUAGACUAAUCAUUUAAGUAAAUUUUUAUACUUAAUAUUUAAUACAUAAAUUGUUUACUACUAAAAUCUAUAAAACUAUUCUUUAGCUUUCCCUUCUUUUUCACGUUCAGCUUUACUCUUUCGUAUAUGUUUAGGUUUUCCUCUCAACGCUCUCAUUCUAUCCAUUUCCUCCUUGAAAUCGGUAUGUUCAUCUCUAUACAAACCAUAAUAUCUUAAUUUCAUCAUUAGUUUUCCAGUUUCUAUAUGCCUCGGAUAGUAGGCAUACACUUCCCUGCGCAAAUGCACUGGUUCUUCACUAAACAGUUUUACAACCUUCAUUGAUUUGGGAUUUGUAGGCCGUACUACUUCUCCGAAUAUGCGGUUACUGAGUCUUUUCAUUCUCUUUGCAUAUUCGGUGGUUUGUUUAACUAAAUCUACGUAUUUCGCAUACUUACUCAUUUUUGAAAAUUUUUCAAAAAUUUAAGGUUAUUUUUUUAAUAUAUUUUACUUCUUCUUUUUCAUUUUUAAUUUGGGCUUUAUAUGGAUUAGUUGUCC
Psylliodes chrysocephalus is the source of this 2616-nucleotide messenger RNA. The record is from the annotation of a GenBank genome assembly. NCBI's taxonomy places the organism in Eukaryota, Metazoa, Arthropoda, Insecta, Coleoptera, Chrysomelidae.